ACUUUCCCUGUGCCGACUCUGAGCGCGCUCCGCUCCUCGCAAGUCCGCGGCGAUGCGCUCCGGCCCGCGGCCCCCGCCUCCCGCCCCCACCCUGGGCCUGGUUCUGACCCUGGCCGUGCUGACCAGCGCCGCAUCUGCAGCCUCCUUCUUCGGUGGGAACCAUCUGGAGGUUCCUGUGGCCACAACCCUGACCGACAUCGACCUCCAGCUGCAGUUCUCCACAGCCCAGCCCGAAGCUCUCCUUCUCUUGGCAGCGGGCCUAGCUGACCACCUCCUGUUGCAGCUUUCCUCUGGACGCCUGCAGGUCAGACUUGUCCUGGGUCAGGAGGAGCUGAGGCUGCAGAGCCCGGCAGAGACCCCACUGAGCGACAAUGUCCCCCACGCUGUGGUGCUCACCGUGUUGGACGGCCGGGCUGUGUUGUCCAUUGAUGGACUCCUCAACACCUCAGCCCCUGCCCCAGAAGCUCCCCUGGAGGUCCCCUAUGGGCUCUUUGUGGGGGGCACUGGGAGCCUUGGAUUGCCCUACCUGAGGGGAACCAGCCGACCCCUGAGGGGUUGCCUCCACGAAGCCACCCUCAACGGCCGCAGCCUCCUCCGGCCGCUGACCCCAGGCGUGCUUGAGGGCUGUGCCGAAGAGUUUUCCGCGGGUGACGACGUGGCCCUUGGCUUCUCUGGGCCCCACUCGCUGGCUGCCUUGCCCGCCUGGGGCACUCGGGACGAGGGUACCCUGGAGUUCACACUCACCACGAGGAGCCAGCAGGCGCCCCUGGCCUUCCAGGCGGGGGGCCGGCAGGGGGAUUUCAUCUACAUGGACAUAUUUGACGGCCACCUGCGGGCCGUGGUCGAGAAGGGCCAGGGCACCGUGCUGCUGCACAACAGCGUGCCCGUGGCCGACGGGCAGCCCCACGAGGUCAGCAUCCACGUGGACGCGCACCGGCUGGAGAUCUCCGUGGACCAGUACCCCACGCGCACUUCCAACCGGGGGGUCCUCAGCUACCUAGAGCCACGCGGCAGCCUCCUCCUCGGGGGCCUGGACGCGGAGGCCGCCCGCCACCUCCAGGACCACCGCCUCGGCCUGGCGCCCGGGACUGCCAACGUCUCCCUGCUGGGCUGCCUGGAGGACCUUAGCGUCAAUGGCCAGAGGCGGGGGCUCCGGGAUGCCAUGCUGACGCGCGACAUGACCGCUGGCUGCAGGCUGGAGGAGGACGAGUAUGAGGAGGACGCCUAUGGCCCCUAUGAGGUGCUCUCCACCUUGGCGCCCGAGGCCUGGCAGGCCCUGGAGCUGCCUGAGCCCUGCGUGCCUGAACCGGGGCUGCCCCCCAUCUUUGCCAACUUCACCCAACUGCUGACCAUCAGCCCCUUGGUAGUGGCCGAGGGCGGCACAGUCUGGCUCGAGUGGCGGCACGUGCAGCCCACGCUGGACCUGAGCGAGGCCGAGCUGCGCAAAUCCCAGGUGCUGUUCAGCGUGAGCCGCGGACCACGCCACGGCGAGCUGGAGCUGGACAUCCCGGGCGCCCAAGUGCGAAAGAUGUUCACCCUCCUGGACGUGGUGAACCGCAAGGCCCGCUUCGUCCACGACGGCUCUGAGGACACCUCGGACCAGCUGGUGCUGGAGGUGUCAGUGACGGCUCGGGGGCCCAUGCCCUCGUGCCUUCGGAGAGGCCAGACUUACGUCCUGCCUAUCCAAGUGAACCCCGUCAACGACCCACCCCGUAUCGUCUUCCCGCACGGCAACCUCAUGGUGAUCCUGGAGCACACGCGGAAGCCACUGGGGCCCGACAUCUUCCAGGCUUACGACCCAGACUCCACCUGCGAAGGCCUCACCUUCCAGCUCCUUGGUGUCCCAUCCAGCCACCCUGUGGAGCACCGAGACCGGCCCGGGGAGCCUGCCACUGAGUUCUCCUGCCAGGAGCUGCAGGUGGGCAGCCUCGUCUACGUCCACCGCGGUGGCCCCGCACAGGACCUGACCUUCCGGGUCAGCGACGGGCUGCAGGCCAGUCCCCCAGCCACGCUGAAGGUGGUGGCCGUCCGGCCCGCCAUCCAGGUCCGCCAUAACACGGGGCUCCGCCUGGCGCAGGGCUCCGCUGUGCCCAUCUUGCCCGCCAACCUGUCAGUGGAGACCAAUGCCGUGGGGCAGGACGUGAGUGUGCUCUACCGCGUCUCCGGCGCCCUGCAGUUCGGGGAGCUGCAGAGGCAGGGGGCAGGCGGGGCGGAGGGCUCCGAGUGGUGGCCCGUGCAGGCCUUCCACCAGCGGGACGUGGAGCAGGGCCGCGUGAGAUUCCUGAGCACUGACACACAGCACCGCGCCGAGGACACCGUGGAGAACCUGGCCCUGGAGGUGCAGGUGGGCCAGGAGACCCUGAGCAACCUCUCCUUCCCAGUGACUGUCCAGAGAGCCACGGUGUGGAUGCUGCGGCUGCAGCCUCUGCACACGCAGAACACCCAGCAGGAGGUCCUCACCACGGCCCACCUGGAGGCCACCCUGGAGGAGGCGGGCUCAAGCCCCACCACCUUCCACUAUGAGGUGGUUCAGGCCCCCAGGAAGGGAAAUCUUCGGCUACAAGGCACACGGUUGUCGGACGGCCAGGGCUUCACCCAGGAUGACCUACAGUCUGGCCGGGUGACCUACGGGGCCACGGCACGUGCCUCGGAGGCCAUGGAGGAUAACUUCCGCUUCCGUGUCACAGCUCCACCACACUUCUCCCCACUCUACACCUUCCCUAUCCACAUCGGCGGCGACCCUGAUGCUCCUGUCCUCACCAACAUCCUCCUCUUGGUGCCCGAGGGUGGCGAGGGCGUCAUCUCUGCUGACCACCUCUUCGUCAAGAGUCUCAACAGUGCCAGCUACCUCUAUGAGGUCAUGGAGCGGCCCCGCCAUGGGAGGUUGGCGUGGCGGGGGGCACGGGAUAAGACCACCAUGGUGACAUCCUUCACCAACGAAGACCUGCUCGACGGCCGACUGGUCUACCAGCAUGAUGGCUCUGAGACCACAGAAGAUGACAUCCCAUUUGUGGCCACCCGCCAGGGCGAGGGCAGUGGUAGCAUGGCCUGGGAGGAGGUACGGGGUGUCUUCCGCUUGGCCAUCCAACCUGUGAAUGACCACGCGCCCGUGCAGACCAUCAGCCGCGUCUUCCAUGUAGCCCGGGGUGGGCAGCGGCUGCUGACAACAGACGACGUGGCCUUCAGUGAUGCCGACUCAGGCUUCGCUGAUGAUCAGUUGGUGCUGACCCGCAAGGACCUCCUCUUUGGCAGUAUUGUGGCGGUGGAUGAGCCCACACGGCCCAUCUACCGCUUCACCCAGGAGGAUCUCAGGAAGAGGCGGGUCCUGUUUGUGCACUCAGGGGCUGACCGCGGCUGGAUCCAGCUGCAGGUGUCAGAUGGGCAGCACCAGGCCACUGCGCUGCUCGAGGUGCAGGCCUCAGAGCCCUACCUCCACGUGGCCAAUGGCUCCAGCCUCGUGGUCCCUCAAGGGAGCCAGGGCGCCAUCGACACAGCUGUGCUCCACCUGGACACCAACCUAGACAUCCGCAGUGGGGACGAGGUCAGCUACCAAGUCACAGCUGGCCCACGCUGGGGGCAACUGCUCCGGGCUGGGCAGCCAGCCAUGGCCUUCUCCCAGCAGGACCUGCUGGAUGGGACCAUUCUCUACAGCCACAAUGGCAGCCUCAGCCCCCGCGACACCCUGACCUUCUCUGUGGAGGCGGGGCCCGUGCACACAGAUGCCACCCUCCAAGUGACCAUUGCCCUGGAAGGCCCACUGGCCCCACUGCAUCUGGUCCAACACAAGAAAAUCUACGUCUUCCAGGGGGAGGCAGCUGAGAUCAGAAGGGACCACCUGGAGGCAGCCCAAGAGGCAGUGCCACCGGCAGACAUUGUGUUCUCCGUGAAGACCCCACCGAGCGCCGGCUACCUGGUGACGGUGUCCCACGGCGCCUUAGCGAAUGAUGCGCCCAGCCUGGACCCCGUGCAGAGCUUCUCCCAGGAGGCGGUGGACGCGGGCAGGGUCCUGUACCUGCACUCCCGCCCCGACGCCUGGAACGAUGCCUUCUCCCUAGAUGUAGCCUCGGGCCUAGGAGCAACCCUUGAGGGCGUCCGCGUGGAGCUGGAGGUGCUGCCCGCCGCCAUCCCACUGGAGGCACAGAACUUCAGUGUCCCCGAGGGCGGCUCCCGCACCCUGGUCCCCCCGCUGCUCCGCAUCCCCGGCCCCUACUUCCCCACCCUGCCUGGCCUCAGCCUGCAGGUGCUGCAGCCACCCCAGCAUGGGACCUUGCGGACGGAGGAAGGGCCUCAGGACAGGAGCCUUGGAGCCUUCUCCUGGAGAGAGGUGGAACAGCAGCUGAUCCACUACGUGCACGAUGGGAGCGAGACGCUGACAGACAGCUUCGUCCUGCUGGCCAACGCCUCGGAGAUCGACCGCCAGAGCCGCCCCGUGGCCGUUACCAUCACCAUCCUGCCUGUCAACGACCAGCCCCCCACCCUCACCGUGAACACAGGCCUGCAGAUGUGGGAGGGAACCACUGUGCCCAUCCUGCCCGAGGCCCUUAGGGGCACAGACAGCGACUCGGGGCCUGGGGACCUGGUCUACACCAUCGAGCAGCCCAGCAACGGACAGGUAGUGCUGCAGGCAGCACCGGACACUGCGGUACACAGCUUCACGCAGGCCCAGCUCGACGGCGGGCUCGUGCUGUUCAUACACUCAGGAGCCCUGGAGGGAGGCUUCCGCUUCAACCUCUCUGACGGGGAGCACACUUCCCCGGGCCACUUCUUCCAUGUGAUGGCCCAGAAGCAGCUGUUCCUCUCCCUGGAGGGCAGCCGGACGCUGACUGUCUGCCCAGGGUCUGUCCAGCCACUCAGUAGCCAGAACCUGAGAGCCAGCUCCAGCGCAGGCACAGACCCCCGCCACCUGCUCUACCACGUAGUACGGGGCCCACAGCUUGGCCGGUUGUUCCAUGCGCAGCAGGGUGGCCCUGGGGAGGCCCUGGUGAACUUCACUCAGGCCGAGGUGUAUGCUGGGAAUGUUCUGUACGAACACGAGAUGCCCCCUGAUCCCUUCUGGGAGGCCCACGACACCCUGGAGCUCCAGCUGUCCUCACCCCCUGCCCCCGACGUGGCCGCCACCUUUGCUGUGACCGUGACCUUCGAGGACGCCUGUCCUCGGCGCCCCAGCCGCCUCUGGAGGAACAAAGGUCUCUGGGUCCCCGAGGGCCAGCGGGCCGAGAUCACCGUGGCCGCCCUUGACGCCUCCAACCUCCUGGCCAGCGUCCCGUUGCCCCAGCGUGCAGAGCACGACGUGCUCUUCCAGAUCACACAGUUCCCCACGCGGGGCCAGCUGCUGGUGUCCGAGGAGCCCCUCCACGCCAGGCAGCCCCACUUCUUGCAGUCCGAGCUGGCCACUGGGCAGCUGGUGUAUGCCCAUGGCGGUGGGGGCACCCAGCAGGACGGCUUCCGCUUCCGCGCCCACCUCCAGGGUCCGGCCAGGGCCCCCGUGGCGGGGCCCCAAACCUCGGAGGCCUUCACCAUCACCGUGCGGGACGUGAAUGAGCGGCCGCCUCGGCCCCAGGCCUCCGUCCCACUCCGCCUCCCCCGGGGCUCCCGCGCCCCCGUCUCCCGGGCCCACCUGAGUGUGGUGGACCCAGACUCGGCCCCUGGGGAAAUCGAGUAUGAGGUGCAGCGGAGUCCCCACAAUGGCUUCCUGAGCCUGGCAGGGGGCAGCCCAGGGCCUGUAACCCGCUUCACGCAGGCCGACGUGGACGCGGGGCGGCUGGCCUUCGUGGCCAAUGGGAGCAGCGUGGCGGGCAUCUUCCAGCUGAGCGUGUCUGACGGGGCGAGCCCACCCCUGCCCAUGUCCCUGGCCGUGGACAUCCUGCCAUCUUCCAUCCAGGUGCAGCUGCAGGCCCCCCUAGAGGUGCCCCAAGCUUUGGGCCACGCUGCCCUGAGCCGGCAGCAGAUCCAGGUGGUUUCAGAUCGGGAGGAGCCCGAGGCCGCGUACCGCCUCACCCAGGGGCCCCAGUACGGGCACCUCCUGGUGGGCGGGCAGCCCGCCUCAGCCUUCAGCCAGCGCCAGGUGGACCAGGGCGAGGUGGUCUUUGCUUUCACCAACUUCUCCUCCGCUCACGACCGCUUCGGCAUCCUGGCUCUGGCCAGGGGAGCCAACGCGUCAGCCACAGUGAAUGUCACCGUGAGGGCUCUGCUGCACGUCUGGGCAGGGGGGCCGUGGCCCCAGGGGGCCACCCUGCGCCUGGACCCCACCAUCCUCGAUGCAGCUGAGCUGGCCAACCACACGGGCAGUGUCCCCCGCUUCCGCCUCCUGGCGGGACCUCAGCAUGCCCGCGUGGUCCGCGUGCCACGGGCCAGGACAGAGCCCAGGGGCACGCAGCAGUUCACCCAGCUUGUGCAGCAGUUCACCCAGCGGGACCUGGAGGAGGGGAGGCUGGGGCUGGAGGUGGGCAGGCCAGAGGGUGGGCCCCCUGGCCCCACUGGCGACAGCCUCACCCUGGAGCUGUGGGCCCGGGGUGUCCCACCCGCCGUGGCCUCGCUGGACUUCACCACUGAGCCCUACAGUGCAGCCCGGCGCUAUGGCGUGGCCCUGCUCAGCCUCCCUGAGGCUGCUCAGACGGAAGCAAGGAAGCCAGAGACCAGCACCCCCACAGGCCAGCCCAGCCUGGAGCCACCAAGCCCGGUGCCCACAGUGGCCAGGGCAGGGUUCUUGGGCUUCCUAGAGGCCAACAUGUUCAGCAUCAUCAUCCCCGUGUGCCUGGUCCUCUUGCUCCUGGCACUCAUCUUACCGCUGCUCUUCUACCUCCGCAAACGCAACAAGACGGGCAAGCACGAUGUGCAGAUCCUGGCCGCCAAGCCCCGCAACGGCCUGGCCGGGGACGCCGAGACCUUCCGCAAGGUGGAGCCGGGCCAGGCCAUCCCGCUCACCACUGUGCCUGGCCAGGGGCCCCCGCCGGGAGGCCAGCCCGACCCAGAGCUGCUGCAGUUCUGCCGGACAGCCAACCCCGCCCUCAAGAACGGCCAGUACUGGGUGUGAGGCCCGGCCUGGGCCCCGAUGCUGAUCGGGCCAGGGACAGGCUUGCUGAGGCCCAGACCCCAUUGCCCCCAGGCCCUGGUGCCCUCUGGGUAUCUCCAGAGCAAGAGACCCAGAGACACUGGGGGUGGGGGAUGCCGGGAGGUGGUCCGAGGGGUCCAGGGUGGAGUGGAGUCGAGAGCUGCAAUCUCCCCUGCUCACCCCAUGUCUGGGGAAUGAAAAGGGGGUCAAGGCAGGAGGCAGGCUCAAAGUCGGUUUCCCUGCCCUGGAGCUAGUUUGGGCUGCCAAAAUUGGGGUGACUCCUGAGUGGGUCAGUCCCCUGGGUCUUCAGUCUGUGACCUUGGGUAAGUCACACCUGGCUGCCAAGAGGGCAAGGAGAAGAGUGGGCCCUGGGGAAGGAAAGGACAGACUGGGAGAGUCCAGGUUUUCCCAACCCCCAACCCAGGCCACCCUUUUUCUCUACCCCUAGGUUGAAGGGAAAAACUCCAUCUCCCUGAUUUUUUAGGGAGCAGAGAGCAGAAGAGAGCACCCCUCUACUCUAGAAGGCGUUAGCCAGUAGAAUAAUAUAUUCAACGUGCAGGGGUGGGGUGGCUUGCACUGGGGAUGGGUUUAUUUAAGGGAGAUUGCCAGGAAGCUAUUUAACAUGGUGCUGAGCUAUCCGGGGCGGAUGGAGCCCCUGGGGCGUGGGAUGAAGUGGGUUGAGGCCAGUUCCUCCCAGGGCCUCGUCUUGAUGAGCCAAAGGCUGGGCAAGCCUCAGUGGGCAGCCCAGGAGCAGGGAGCGAGCGAGGCCUCAGGCCAGCGUGUGAGGCCUGAGCGCCGGGUCACGGCUGUAGGGGGCACUGGCUCCACGGGGCCUGGAUAAAUGGUGCUUUGAAGGCUCUGGACA
Molecule: messenger RNA, 7916 nt
Organism: Choloepus didactylus (southern two-toed sloth)
Lineage: Eukaryota; Metazoa; Chordata; Mammalia; Pilosa; Megalonychidae
Gene: CSPG4
Product: chondroitin sulfate proteoglycan 4
Exons: 10
Coding region: 53-7033 (2326 amino acids)
Source: RefSeq, a predicted model, not a curated record